Cantharellus anzutake is the source of this 431-nucleotide messenger RNA. RefSeq lists its product as uncharacterized. The transcript is spliced from 3 exons. The coding region runs from base 197 to 385 and encodes 62 amino acids. Lineage: Eukaryota; Fungi; Basidiomycota; Agaricomycetes; Cantharellales; Hydnaceae. The record is from RefSeq and is a predicted model, not a curated record.
UCGUACGAUCUGACCAGCUCAUUGCAAAAGCACACGGUAAAGAAUCUCUCAGAGCAACGUCCAUGUCGACCACAAUGCCGAUACACCCCCCCAGAAGUCCUGGCGCAGCCGGGAGUUCUUCUUUCGGAUGUACAUCGUCACAGGUAUUGCAUGCUUUCUAUGUACCGACUGGCAAUUGGGAUUUCACCUAUUUCAGAUGCUCCUUGGAAAACGCCCUUACGAGAGUAUCCGAAAUGAUUACCACAUUCCAUCGGUAGUCGCGAGACAUGUGGACCCCUAUGCGUGGGACUCUGUGGAUUCUUUCUAUGAGGUACUUCGGAGUUGCCUCGUGCAUGACCCUUCUCGACGUACCACCUCCAGUGACAUCGUCAAACGUUUAGAGUAAGCCGUAGGCCCCUUCCUUCAUCGUUUAGAGUGAACCUGGAAUUCGG